This is a messenger RNA of Schistosoma curassoni, 1869 nucleotides long. The record is from the annotation of a GenBank genome assembly. Lineage: Eukaryota; Metazoa; Platyhelminthes; Trematoda; Strigeidida; Schistosomatidae.
AUGCUUCUCAUCAGGAAUAUAUUUCUUUUCAUGGAUAGACAACUUCUUCAGUUAAAUCCUCAGAACUUACAAAUAUGGGACCUAGCUCUUAAGUUGUUCCGAGAAGAUGUUAUCACUCAGGAGAAAGUUCAAUCCCGUUUGAUGUGUCAAAUACUGGAUGAAAUACAUAAAGAACGAUGUGGAGAAGCUAUUGAUCGACAACUUUUACGUACUGUCAUCAGAAUGUUGGUGGAUUUAAAACUCUAUGAUUCAAUAUUCCUUGCAGAAUUUGUUUGUAAAAGUCAACAACUCUACGCUUAUGAAGCAGAUACUCUAUCUAGACAACUCAGUGUUCCUGAAUAUUUGUUACAUGUGGACAAAAGGAUCAUUGAGGAAGAAGAUAGACUUGUUGUGUAUUUAGAUGCUAAUUCAACUCGUAGUUUGCUUAUGUCAACUCUGGUUUCGGAAUUAUUAACUCGUCCACUAGACUAUCUACUGGAUAAUGGCUUAGUUAAUCCAUUGAAAACAAAACAAACUUCCCAAUUAUCUUUACUGUUUUCUUUAGUUUCACGAGUUCCCAAUGGUAUAGAAAAACUGCGGACACAUUUCCGUAAUUAUAUCAUACAAAUGGGUCGUGAAAUGGUGGAAAAUCCAACACAUGAUCCUGAAAAAGAUCGCAAUAUGAUUCAAAAUUUAUUAGAUUCACGGGAUUUUCUUUCGGAAAUUACUGUAUCGUGCUUUUCAAAUGAUCCCAGCUUUAUGCGUGUUCUACAAGAAGCCUAUGAAGAGUUUAUCAAUCAACGUCCGAACAAACCGGCUGAGUUUCUAGCUAAAUAUCUUGAUUCUCAUCUUAGAUCUGGAAAUAAAGCACAAACAGAAGAAGAAUUAGACAAGUUAAUGGAUAAGGCUAUGAUUCUGUUUCGUUUCAUCGAUGGAAAAGAUAUAUUUGAAGCAUUUUAUACCAAAGAAUUAGCAAAACGUCUUCUUUUGAAUAAAAGUGCAUCAGUUGAUGCAGAGAAAGCCAUGCUGUCAAAACUUAAACAAGAAUGUGGACCAAACUAUACACGCAAAAUGGAGACAAUGUUUCAGGACAUCGAAUUAAGCAAGCAGUUAAGUAAAAAUUUCCGUUUAUCUUUACCUGAUACUCAUGCGAUCGAGUUAAGCGUAAAUGUGAUUUGUCCAGCAUCUUGGCCACCGUAUCCACAGACAACAGCCAAUUACCCCCCUGAAAUGGUGGCUCUUCGAGAGGAAUUUACGCGCUUCUAUUUAUCCCAUCACCAAGGUCGAAAGCUGAUAUAUGAACCGUCUUUAGGAACGUGUGUUGUAAAAGCUAUAUUUCCGAUGACACCAAAUCUUCGUAAAGAAUUACAAGUAUCUGAACUACAAGCUUUAGUGUUACUGCAAUUCAAUCAAUCAGAUAAUGCUCCUAUUACUUAUACAACGAUAGCUGAAAAUACUGGUAUCGAAGAAAAAGAAUUGAAACGAACAUUACUUUCAUUAGCUGCUGGUAAAGGACAACGUGUUUUGAAAAAAAAUCCUGGUAAUCUAGAGAUUGAAAACGAUCAUCAGUUUGUUUUCAACACCGAAUUUCAUCAUCGACUUACGCGUAUCAAAUUCAAUCAGGUUCAACUAAAAGAAACUGAACAAGAACAAGUGGCUACUGAAGAACGGGUGUUUGCUGAUCGUGUUGCUCAUGUAGAUUGUUGUAUUGUACGAAUUAUGAAAACGCGUAAAACUAUUGACCAUAAUUCAUUAUUAUCAGAAGUCUACAAGCAAUUACAGUUUCCACUUAAAGCAAGUGAUGUGAAGAAACGUAUCGAAAAUUUAAUUGAACGAGAUUAUAUGAAAAGAGACUCAAGUAACGCUGCCACUUAUCAUUAUGUGUCCUAA